Molecule: messenger RNA, 587 nt
Organism: Drosophila pseudoobscura
Lineage: Eukaryota; Metazoa; Arthropoda; Insecta; Diptera; Drosophilidae
Exons: 2
Coding region: 148-567 (139 amino acids)
Source: RefSeq, a predicted model, not a curated record
AUCGUUUUUCAUGUCAAACAUCUAUGCAAUUACAUUCUAGUUCUCCAUUCUAAGGAAACAAAACGAAACUAUAUCGAUCGGAACAAAAAAGUAACGCAACCAUCUGUGCUCUCUAUUAGUGAUAGAACGGAUCGUCCUAACAAUAAGAUGGCUGGGCGUUACAACAUGGAAACUAGCAGCGAGGGGGAGGCAUCUUCACCCAACUCCAGCAACAGCAGUGACUGGAGCGAGGCUGACGAUUCCAUUUCGAUCUACAGAGAGGAGAUCAAUGAGGUCACGGAGGUCGCUCUCGAUUUGACGACCGACUCGCGGAUGCCGAUCCCGUUUGCUGACCAGCCGCAGACAGCGUCCAACUUGAAUUCUGCUUCGGCUGCCUCACUUAGUGCUCAGGGGCCCACCCAGUCCCAGUCCCAGUCCCAGUCCCAGUUCGGAGCUAAUUCCCCCUACAUCCAGUAUCUGGUGAACAAAUUUUCGAACUACUCCGUGGUAACUAUGUAUCACGUAGAGUUUGAGAUAAACCAAAUUCUCUUCAAAGCUGAUAUGGGAACGUACCAAAACGCCGAAUAAAAAACCACAUUUUUCCAAAC